CUCUCUCUCUCUCUCACACACACACACACACACACACACAGAACCAGGAAGUUUCAGAGAAAACAAAACUGAUCUCUCUCUCUCCUUGUGUGAGUUUAGGAAAAUGGCUGAAGCCAAUAUUUCAGUAGAUUUUUCUGUGGAUCAGUUCAGCUGUCCAGUGUGUCUGGAUCUCCUGAAGGAUCCGGUGACUAUCCCCUGUGGUCACAGUUUCUGUAAGGUGUGUAUUAAUGGCUGCUGGGAUCAGGAGGAUCAGAAGGGCGUCUACAGCUGUCCUCAGUGCAGAGACACUUUCACUCCAAGGCCUGUUCUACGCAGAAACAACAUGCUGGCUGAAGUGGUGGAGAAACUGAAGAAGACUGAAGUCCAAGCUGCUUCUCCUGCCCACUGUUACACUGGACCUGGAGAUGUGGAGUGUGAUUUCUGCACCGGGAGAAAACACAAAGCCGUCAAGUCCUGUCUGAUCUGUGUGGCUUCGCUUUGUGAAACUCAUCUGAAACCUCAUUUAGAUAUUCCUGCUUUAAAAAAACAUACAUUAGUCGAAGCAUCUGGAAAUCUACAAGAGAAGAUCUGCUCUGAACAUGAUGAAGUGUUGAAGAUCUACUGUCGUACUGAUCAGAGAUGUAUUUGCUCUUUGUGCAUGUUGGAUAAACAUAAAGGCCAUGACGCUGUAUCAGUUACAGCAGGAAGAGCUGAGAAACAGAGUGAGUUAAAGGAGGAUCAGAUGAAAUUCCAGCAGAGAAUCCAGGAGAAGCAGAAGAAGGUGCAGGAGCUGAAACAGACUGUGAACACUAUAAAGCUCAGUGCACAGACAGCAGUAGAUGACAGUGAGAGGAUCUUUACUGAGAUGAUCAGCUUCAUGGAGAAAAAGCGCUCGGAGGUGACGGAGCUGAUCAGAGCUCAGGAGAAGGCUGAACUGAGUCGAGCUGAACGACUCCUGGAGCAACUGGAGCAGGAGAUUGCUGAUCUUCAGAGGAGAGUCACUGAGCUGGAGCAGCUUUCACACACACACGAUCACAUCCAUUUCCUCCAGGCUUUAGCUUCUGGAUGUCAAUCUCCAUUAAAAAGACCAGAGUUUGACACGUCCAGAAUCACUGUCCCUCAACAUCUGUCAUUUGAUGGAGUGAGGAAUUCUCUCUCAGAUCUGAAGAAGAGACUGGAGGAAUUCUGUGAGGAGGAAUUCAACAAAAUCCCUCCACAUGCUGCAGCAGUUCAGAUCAUUUCACCACCAGAGCCACAGAGCAGAGAAGAGUUUCUGAAAUAUUUCUGUUAUCUGACUCUGGAUCCCAACACAACACAUCCUAACAUCAUUCUGUCUGAGAAGAACAGAGUGGUGAAGAGCAGUAAGAGUCAGCAGCAGUACUCUGAUCAUCCAGAGAGAUUUAACUACUACAGACAGGUGUUGUGUAAGGAGAGUGUGUGUGGACGCUGUUACUGGGAGGUGGAGUGGAGCGGUGGGUUUGGUGGUGUGUCCAUUUCAGUCUCAUAUAAAGACAUCAGCAGGAAAGGACUGGGUGAUGAGUGUGGGUUUGGACGCAACAAUCAGUCCUGGAUUCUGUGGUGUUCUCCUUAUUCUUCUCUCUAUUUCUAUCACAACAACAUUAAGACUGAUCUCAGAGUUCCAUCACCCUCCAGAAUAGGAGUUUAUGUGGAUCACAGUGCAGGAACUCUGUCCUUCUACAGCAUCUCUGACACCAUGAAGCUCCUCCACAGAGUCCACACCACAUUCACUCAGCCUCUAUAUGCUGGGUUCUGUCUUGAUUCACUAUCAUACGUGAGGUUGUGUGAUCCAGAAUAAGAUGUAUCUGGUGUUUUGUGGUCAGUAACAAGUAGAAAUUGUAUCACAAAUGAUCUUAUAGAAAAGUGUUUAAUUCCAACAAGAUUCCACAUUAUAGAGAGAUCGUUCCUGAGCACCAAAGCACAGGACAAAAAAACAACAAAAAAAAUCCAUAAAAACACAUUUCAAAAAAGUUCUACAUUGAUUUGCAUUUUAUUGAGUGAAAUAAGUAUUUGACCCCUUUGUAAAACAUGACUUAGUACUUGGUGCCAAACCCUUGUUGGCAAUCACAGACGUCAGACAUUUCUUGUAGUUGGCCACCAGGUUUGCAUACAUCUCACAUCUCAAGGAAUUUGGGCCCACUCCUCUUUGCAGAUCCUCUCCAAGUCAUUAAGGUUUUGUAGCUGACCCUUCAGCUCCCUCCACAGAUUUUCUAUGGGAUUAUGGUCUGGAGACUGGCUAGGCCACUACAGGACCUUAAUGUGCAGGACCAUGUUUGACGGUGGGGAUGGUCUUCUUGGGGUCAUAGGCAGCAUUCCUCCUCCUCCAAACACGGCAAGUUGAGUUGAUGCCAAAGAGCUGGAUUUUGGUCUCAUUUGACCACAAUACUUUCACCCAGUUCUCCUCUGAAUCAUUCAAAUGUUCACUGGCAAACUUCAGAUGGUCCUGUACAUGUGCUUUCUUUAGCAGGGGACCUUGCGGGCGCUACUGGAUUUCAGUCUUUCACGGUGUAGGGUGUUACCAAUUGUUUUCUUGGUGACUAUGGUCCCAGCUGCCUUGAGAUCAUUGACAAAAUCUUCCAGUGUAAUUCUGGUCUGAUUCCUCACCGUUCUCAUGAUCAUUGAAACUCCAUGAGGUGAGAUCUUGCAUGGAGCCCCAGACCGAGGAAGACUGACAGUCCUUUUGUGUUUCUUCCAUUUGGGAAUAAUCACACCAACUGUUGUCACCUUCUCACCAAGCUGCUUGGCGAUGGUCUUGUAGCUCAUUCCAGCCUUGUGUAGGUCUACAAUCUUGUCCCUGACAUCCAUGGACAGCUCUUUGGUCUUGGCCAUGAUGGAGAGUUUGGAAUCUGAUUGAUUGCUACCUUCUGUGGACAGGCGUCUUUCAUACAGUUAACGAGCUGAGAUUAAGAGCACUCCCUGAGAGUGCUCCUACUGUAAUCUCAGCUCCUUACCUGUAUAAAAGACACCUGGGAGCCAGAAAUCUUUCUGACUGAUAGGGGAUCAAAUACUUAUUUCACUCAUUAAAAUGCAAAUCAAUGUAGAACUUUUCUGAAAUGUGUUUUUCUGGAUUUUUUUUGUUGUUAUUCUGUCUCUCACUGUUCAAAUACACCUACCAUUAAAAUUACAGACUGAUCAUUUCUUUGUCAGUGGGCAAACUUACAAAAUCAGCAGGGGAUCAAAUCAUUUUUUCCCUCACUGUACCUCUCGCACAUGGCGACAAACUCCCGGAAACCCAACCGGGAAAUGGAUUAGCACAACACCUGGCUGUUCUUGCAAAGCCUUUUUAUAUCCCCCCAAACUAGAGCCUAAUAAUGAAUACUGGGGGCAUGACCGGAAAUGUAAAUGUGAGCACACAGUGAACUCUCUCUCACCACAUACAACUUUAUAAUUGGGGGUGUGUCUGUGUUCAGAAUAAACCAAUCACAUUCAAUCUCAUGUACAAAAGUAAUUAUCAUCAGCUGCAUCAAUGAAAUGAUUCUGAUUAACCAAGUUUAACCUUUAUUCCAAAUAAAGAAGGUUCUGUGGGAUUUUCUUCAAAACUUCUUGUGCAAAUUCAGCAUGUAAACAGUUAUAAUAUGGGUGAAGAUACAGACAUAUAUCUGUCGUGUCUUGAGUUCAGAACAGAUCAGUUCAGAAAGUUGUGUGUGUGUGUGUGUAUGUAGUGAUGAUAUCACAGACCAUUACCUCAUACUGUACACACUACCUGCCGAACAGAUUAGCCAAGUCUCACCCCGUUAUCGAUUUGGUAGAACUAUUGAUCCGACCACUAAAGACAGAUUUACAAGUCAUCUGCCGGAUCUGUCUCAAAAUCUAACUUCACCCCAAACACAGAUGAUCUAGAUGAAGUGACUAACAGCAUAGGCACUGUCUUCACUAGCACAUUAGACAUUUGCCCCCAUCCGAUUAAAAAAUGUCAGAGAUAAAUCACCUGCACCAUGAUACAAUAGUCAUACCCACACCCUCAAGAGAGCAACCUCGAGAAACCUUGAGCGAAAGUGGAGAAAAACUAAAUUAGAAGUUUUUAGAAUUGUGUAUAAAGACAGUAUGUCCAGCUAUAGACGGGCUCUAAAAGCUGCUAGGGCUGAGCAUCUGAGCAAACUGAUAUAAAUAAACUGAAAUAAAUAAAUAAAUAAACUGAAAUAAACCAAAACAAUCCCAGGUUCUUAUUUAGAGAAAUCUGGAGAGAGUUUAGUUUAGUAGUGAGGAGAAUUUCUUCACUAAAAAAAUUGAAAGUAUCAGGAAAAAAAUUGUGGAUGUUUAACCUUUGACAGCAUCUUGUGAUCCAGUCCCGCCUAAAGCUCCACACUUAGAGCUCCAAUGCUUUACAGGUAUAGGACAGGAAGAGCUGUAUAUACUCAUCACUACGGCUAAAUCAACAACAUGUUUGUUAGAUCAAAUUACAGACCGAUUUCAAGCCUUCUGUUCUAUCUAUAUAUUCUAUAUCUAAAAUAUUAGAAAAGGUGGUGUCUACUCAAUCAUGUUUAUUCUUAGAGGAAAACAAUGUCUUUGAAGAAUUUCAGUCAGGUUUCAGGCCACAUCAUAGUACAGAAACUUACUAGUUAAAAUCACCAAUGACCAAAACUGGUUCAAAAUCCAGAACACAGAUACUAUCACAAUUCAACUUGCAUUUAGAAAGAUGUGCUAUCAUGAUUAGCUGGACAGUUAAAGACCUGGCCGUAACAUUAGACAGCAACUUUUGAAAAUCAUUUUUCCAAUAUUACAAAAAUGGCCUUCUUCCACCUUAGUAUAUUAUUCUCUUAGUAAAUAUUCCUAAACAUUUUAUCUGUAUCUGAUGCAGAAAAGCUAGUUCAUGCAUUCAUGACUUCCAGACUGGACUAUUGUAAUGCAUUACUAGGUGUUAGCCCUGCAUCCUCAAUAAACAAGCUACAGUUAGUCCAGAAUGCAGCUUCUUACCAAGUCAAGAAAAUAUAUAUAAAUAUAUAACCUUAAUAUUAUCAUCCUUGCACUGGCUUAAGUUUAGAAUUAAUUACAAAUUAUUGCUGCUUAUGUACAAGGUUCUAAAUGAUUUAGCUCCCAUAUAUCUAACCAGUCAUGUUCCUUGAGAACACAAAAUUCUGGACUUCUGGUAGUUCCCAAAAUAGCAAAGUCCACUAAAGGGGGUAGAGAGUUUUUGUAUUUAGCUCCUAAACUUUGGAAUAGCCUUCUUGACAAUGUUCAGGGUUCAGACACACUUUCCCAGUUUAAUCGUAGAUUAAAGACAUCUCAUUAAAAGCACUAUACAAAUAAAACUGAAUUAAAUUGAACUGAAUUACGUAUGGUUCUACUAAAGCACAGUAAUAUUACCAACAUUUUAGAGUCCAAGCCAAUCAAACAUGGCAACGGGCUGUGUCCCAAACCACACAAUACUCCUAAAUAGUGUACACUUCACGUCUAACAGUAGUGCACUAGUCCUACAUUGCCUUAGUAACCACAUUUGUUUUUAGUGUUAACAUGGAGGUGUGAUUUGGGACACAGCCAUCUGCAGACCUCUGGAGAAAUGACCACUGAAUGAAAUGAUGGAUCAGAGUUCCACUGUCCAUCCUAGAAGCUGUGUGCUGAGAAUACUAAAGCUGUUGGCUGAAAUUACCAAUCAAUCUAUGGAGGUUAGAACCUUCAGAAUAAUGAUUAAAGAACCUUUGCAGCAGUGGUUCUAA
Molecule: messenger RNA, 5651 nt
Organism: Hemibagrus wyckioides
Lineage: Eukaryota; Metazoa; Chordata; Actinopteri; Siluriformes; Bagridae
Product: tripartite motif-containing protein 16-like
Exons: 6
Coding region: 104-1795 (563 amino acids)
Molecular function (GO): protein binding; zinc ion binding
Source: RefSeq, a predicted model, not a curated record